Messenger RNA from Closterium sp. Naga37s-1, 2658 nucleotides. Lineage: Eukaryota; Viridiplantae; Streptophyta; Zygnematophyceae; Desmidiales; Closteriaceae. The record is from the annotation of a GenBank genome assembly.
AUGUUUUGGGAUGUCCGUCGCGGCGUUAUGGCAUCCCUGCCAUCGCAGGACGUGAUGACAUCCCACAGCCAGGACGACGUGAUCGCCUUCAACCCCCCCGACCGCAUCAGACCGUCACAGCGGACGCCUCACAGCAGCCACCCGCCCUGUGUGUCGCCUCGCCUCGCCAAUCCACCCAAACUCGUUCCCCCUGUCAUCCCCACCGCACUCCGUGCGCGUCUCAAUUCCGCCGCCAUGGCGACGGCGGCCUUCCCCGCGCUUUCCUCCACUGUGGCUCCUGCGCCCUCCGCCAUUUGGUCCGCCAACCUUACCGCGCCGUAUCCGACGAACGCGCCGUGGCAGAACUUCGUGCUGGGGCAGGGCAGCAACCCCGAGCUCGUGACGCCGUACGUGGUGCAGAGCGCGGAGGGGCGCAUCGCGUGGGGGCUGCCGGUGCGCGACGCGCAACCCGGGUACAUCGUGCAGGCGUUCGUCACCGCCCUCAUGCUCUCCACGCUGCAGGGCCUCCCCCCCCACCAGCUCUCCGCCUAUGACGACCUCUCCGCCACCCUCUCCUUCCGCCAACCCUCCUCCGCGCCAUCCGAUCCCCCCGCGCUCGAGGUCCCCCUGGUGCGCGGGUCGCCCUUCCUCACGUUCAUAUUCCCCCCGGGCGGGGCCCCCAUGACGCCCGUGCUGACGACGAUCCAUGCCAUCACGGGCGUGGAGGGAAGCGGCGACAGCAGCAAGUACCGAGUUGCGCUCAACAACGGCCAGGUCUGCCCUCCGCGCCAACCGCAGCAAGGCUGUCCCAACAACGCCAUUCCCACAUGGCUGGUGUAUCUGUCGUCGCCACUGGCGAUGCGGCAGGACGGGGCGACCUUAGUGGCAGAUGCUCCCUUCACGGGGACCAUGCGCGUGGGGCUGCUGCCGGGCUCCUCCCCACAGGACGAGGAGGCGCUGCUGGAUGCGCACGUGCCCACGGUGCCGGUGGGGAUGAGCGCGCACGUGGGCGCGAGCCGCCUAAUGGCGACACCGAGGCGCCGCUUCUCAUGCUCUCACUGCCAAGUGAUGCACCGGCGCAUGGAGGUGAGCGCGCACAGCCCCUCCCCUGCCUCCGCCCUCCGCCGUCGCCGCAGCGGCUCCCCGUCCGGUGUCAUGGGCACCAUCCGCGGCCACCACAACCCCAUGGCUGCCACCCCCUCCCACGCACGCGGCAAUGCGCUGUGGUCAUCCGUGCGAGCUGCGUCGGGCCCAGAUGCAUCAGUGCUGGCAUACCCCACCAUCGACGGCCACGCGGUGGCCAUGCAGGGGGCUGUGUGGCGCCUCAACGUGGCCAAACGACCGUCCACGUGGUGCGCGGGGCCCCUCACGUCCGACGCACAGCUGCUGGACGAGCUGAGGGGCAGCCUGAAGCAGGACGUGGCUGCGCUGCCGCCCCUCUCCUCCACCUCCACCUACUCCUUCGGCAAGGCAGCGGUGCGCGCCGCCCGCCUGGCGCUGAUCGCGAAGCAGGUGCGAGAUGAUGACAGCCUGGCCGCCGUGCUAUCGCCCCUGCGGACCGCGCUCUCGGCAUGGCUGGAUGGCACGUUCCCUGGUAACCGCCUGCUGUACGAUCACACGUGGGGUGGUGUGGUGAGUGAGGCGGGGUCGCGCGACCAUGGGGCGGAGUUUGGAGCAGGCAUGUACAACGACCACCACUUCCACUACGGCUACUUCAUCUACGCCGCUGCCACCAUUGCCAAGUUGGACCCCGCGUGGCGCGACCAGUACCGUGCGCCGCUCAACGACCUCAUGGCGGACUACAUGUCGCCGCAGCGCACCGCGGCGUUCCCAAGGCUGCGGCACUUUGACGCGUACACGCUGCACUCGUGGGCCAGCGGGCUGUUUGAAUUCGGCGACGGGCGCAACCAGGAGAGCUUCAGCGAGGCGGCCAACGCUUACUACGCGGCGGGGGCGCUGCUGGCCUCCGUGCUGGGUGACCAGCCGCUCGCCACGCUGGGCGCCACGCUGGCCGCCGUGGAGGCCCUCGCUGGGCAGACCCUCAUGCACGUGCCGCUCGCCCCGUCUACUCCGGAUCCGUCCCUCUCACCCGGCUAUGAGGCUGUGUUUGCGAACAGCAACCGCGUGGUGGGCGUGCUGUGGUCCACCAAGCGUGACGCGGCGCUGUGGUUCGCCCCGCCGGCGGACAUGGAGAAGCGGGUGGGCAUCCAGGUGCUGCCCGUCUCGCCCUUCCUCACCCACCUCUUCCCCGACCACGAGUUCGCCAAGCAGCUCGUGGAGUGGGCGCAACCCGUGCUGAGCGGCGCCGCCACGGACGAGUGGCGCGGCUUUGCGUGGGCGCUGCAGGCAUUGUACGACCUGCAGGGGGCCAGGGUGAACAUUGCUGCUCUAACGGCGUUUGAUGAUGGCAACUCCAGGACCAAUAUGCUCUGCCUAUGCACGCACCAAGUGUCCCUCCCCCUCUUGCAUCCUCCUCAUCUUCCAUCCAUCACCCUCCCAUCCACUCCCCCACCAUCUCAACCAGGCCGCACCUCUCCAUUCCUUCCACAUCACGUGCACCACAGCUGCCUAUUGCUACCCAAGACCUCCUCCACGCCCCUUGUGCUGCUCUCUUUCCCCCUCGCUCCAACCUCCACUCCCUCUUUCCCCCACCUCUCCUCCUCGCUGGCGGAUGGUUAA